This is a messenger RNA of Myxocyprinus asiaticus (Chinese sucker), 2225 nucleotides long. Its product is annotated as kelch-like protein 24. The transcript has 7 exons. Gene Ontology annotation, molecular function: protein binding. Lineage: Eukaryota; Metazoa; Chordata; Actinopteri; Cypriniformes; Catostomidae. The record is from RefSeq and is a predicted model, not a curated record. Bases 505 to 2214 code for a protein of 569 amino acids.
AUAUGUUUACAGUACACUGUGAAGCAUUACUAGGUAAGAAGGAAGUGCAGGUAAAUUAUUCAACUGAAAAGGAAAUCCGUUUCCACAGCAGUGAUUGACAUCAGCUCUCCUUGCUCAUUUGCAUAAACAGUUGAAGCUCCUCCCACACACAGCACACCUGUAUAAAUAGACAGGUAAAUGUGCAGUUUAGAGUUUACACACUGAUCUCAGGAAGAAUCACUUGACUGAAGGUGAGUUCUGUGACUAAUUCUAAUAAAUCUACACUAUAAUAGAACAAUAGAUUUACAUCAUUUGUGUUCAUAAGCAUUUGCACAGGUGAAGCUGUUGUUUUGUUUGUAAAUGGAUCUUAUUCUUUUGUUCAUGGAAGAAAAGGCUUUGAUCUCGUUUUUAUCUGAAAUAACUACGUCUACAUCAAAAUCAUUUUUGUUCUAGAUUUUGACCUCAAAGAGUCAAAAGACUUAAAGAGCCACAUGCAACACACAGUUCCGCCCACAUCUGUCCAGAAUGGGGUUUGGCACUAACAGUGAGUUGAUUGACAGCAGGUCAAAGGUCAGCUUCUGCUCAGGCUCGUGUCAUGCGGAGAACAUCCUGCAGGUGCUGAACACAUACAGACGCAGCGGGACGUUCACAGAUGUGGUGUUGCAGGUGGACGGCUGCGAGUUUCCUUGCCAUCGUGCGACCCUCUGUGCCAGCAGCCCGUUCUUCCACCACAUGUUCAACAGUCAGUUCCAGGAGAGCCGGCAGGCCGUCGUCAAGCUCCAGGGAAUCUCCAGCAGAGUCAUGGAACAUCUCCUCAACUUCAUAUACGAGGGCAAACUGAUGCUGGACGAGGAGAACGUGGAGAGCAUCUUCCAGGCGGCCGAUCAGCUGGACGUUCCGGUCCUGUCCAAAGCCUGCGUGCAGUUUCUGCAGAAAUGCGUCAGUCACUCCAACUGUCUGGGCCUCAUGGACUUCGCCGGCUCAUACUUCCUCCAGCCGCUGCAGGAGCAGUGCCAGAACCUGCUGUACCAGGACUGUGAGGAGGUCUUCAAACACGACGAGUUCCUCAGUCUGCCCAAAGCCAGAGUCCUUGAGCUGCUGGCCUGCGAGCAUCUGCAGGUGUCUGAGGAGGUUCUGGUGGCGGCCGUUCUCCGCUGGAUCCGUCACAAACCUGCAGAGAGAAAACAGGAUGUCCGGGAGCUGCUGGAGAAGCUGCGUCUUCCUCUGCUGGAUCCGGCGUUCUUCACGAGCGUGUUGGAGGCCGAUGAUCUGGUGCAGGACUGCAGAGACUGUCGACCGCUGCUGCAGGAGGCCAGACUGUACCACGUUUACGGGCGAGAGGUCAGCUCAGAGCGCACCAAACCCAGGAGGCAUUCUGGUUGGGCAGAGAUGAUCUUUGUGAUCGGUGGCUGUGAUAAGAACGGUUUUUCCCGACUGUCUCUCACAGAGAUGUUGAAUCCUCUCACAGGAGAUUGGCUUUCUGCCGUCACGCUGCCUGGAUACUCCAAAUCUGAGUUUGCAGCCUGUGAACUUCACAAUGACAUUUAUUUAUCAGGCGGGCAGCUGAACAGUGCAGACGUGUGGUGUUUCAUGUCUCGACUCAAUCAGUGGGUGCGUGUGCGUGGACUCAACAGAGGCAGAUGGAGACACAAGAUGACUUCCUUGUGUGGAAAAUUGUAUGUAGUUGGUGGUUACAACGGUCGCGAGCGCUUGUCGAGCGUUGAGUGCUACAGUCCCCAUGAAAACAAGUGGAAGUAUGUCGCUGAUCUCUUACUUCCUGUCACUUCUGCUGCUGUCACCAGCUGCUGUGGGAAACUCUACGCUAUUGGAGGAGCCGUGAGUGAUGUCACCAAUACUAACAAGGUUCAGUGUUAUGAUCCGGUGUGUGAGCAGUGGGUGUUUGUGUCGUCGUGUCCGUUCUCUCAACGCUCCAUCAAUGCGGUCUCUCUCAACGGCUGUAUUUACGUCACCGGCGGUCUUCUGGACGACAUCUUCUGUUACACACCGAGUGAAGACACGUGGAGAAAAGCUGCCGCGCUGCCCAUCAGACUGGAGGGCUGUGGACUGACUGUGUGUGACGGGAAGGUUUAUGUUGUCGGUGGACGUGAUGAGUGUUCGGUCGCGGUUGACCGGAUCUGGGCGUUUGACCCGAUGAGCGGGAAACUGACAGAAGAGAAACCACUGUUGCGCUGUCUCAGUUACCAUGGCUGCGUCACUGUACUACAGCGUCUCUGAUCCACAUCAGC